Molecule: messenger RNA, 2772 nt
Organism: Elgaria multicarinata webbii
Lineage: Eukaryota; Metazoa; Chordata; Lepidosauria; Squamata; Anguidae
Gene: KRI1
Product: KRI1 homolog
Exons: 19
Coding region: 36-2270 (744 amino acids)
Biological process (GO): endonucleolytic cleavage in ITS1 to separate SSU-rRNA from 5.8S rRNA and LSU-rRNA from tricistronic rRNA transcript (SSU-rRNA, 5.8S rRNA, LSU-rRNA)
Cellular component (GO): 90S preribosome; nucleolus
Source: RefSeq, a predicted model, not a curated record
AGUGGACCGCGGCGGCGUGCAGGAGGGCCGCGGCAAUGGCUGCACAGCCGGAACUGAAGAUCAACGCGGCCUUUGCUGCGCGUUACGGGCGGUACCGGCGGCGGGAGGAGCUGCAGCGGCUGCAGGAUCGAUAUGGGGCUACAGGCGAGGAGGAGGAGGAGGAGGAGUCCAGUUCCGGAUCGGAGUCCAGUGAGGAGGCGGAGGAGGAACUUGACUCCAAACUGGAUCGUGCUUUUUACUGCACACUGGCCUUGCUGAAAACCAAGGACCCCCGGAUUUAUCAGAAGGAUGUCACCUUCUACAGCAAGGAAAAUUCCUCUUCAGCCAGUGACAGCGAGGAGGCACCUAUAAAGAAGAAGAAAAAGCCUAUGUUUUUGAAGGAUUAUGAGAGGAAGGUCAUUCUGGAAAAGGCAGGCAAAUAUGAGGAUGAAGAUGAUGAUGAGGGAGUAGCAGUUAAAAACCAAAAGAGCUAUGUUGAAGAACAGAAGCAGCUUAAGGAGAGCUUCCAGAAGUUUGUGGCAGACAGUGAUGAUGAAGAGGGCGAAGGUGGCAGCUCAUCAACCUUGCUGCACAAACGGGCCAAAACUAAAGAAGAGACGGAGCAUGAGGAGGCCGACUACAUCAGCUGGUUGAAAGGUCAGCAGAAGUCACAGGCAGAGGAGGAGCUUCACGACCUGGUGCCCCUUAAAGAAUACUGGAAUGACCCAAAACUGGAUGAAGGGGAACGGUUCUUGCGGGAUUACAUCCUGAACAAGCGCUACAAGGAGGCAGGUGAUCGAGAGGAGGAGGAGGAGGAGGAGGAAGGGCUACCUGAGGUGCAGCUGGACGUAUCAGACUCUUCUGACGAGGGCGAGCUGUUCCUGAAGAAGCAAGAGGAUUUUGAGCGCAAGUACAACUUCCGCUUUGAGGAGCCUGAGGCCCAAUUGGUGAAUACCUUCCCCCGCAACAUUGCAACUUCAGUGCGCCGGAAGGAUGAGCGCCGCAAAGAGAAGCGCCAGGAGACCCGGGAGCGCAAGAGGAAAGAGAGGGAGCACAAGCAGGAGGAGUUGAAGCAACUGAAGAACCUGAAACGCCGGGAGAUUCUGGAACGACUGCAGAAGCUGCACGGGGUCACGGGCGCCGCCCGCAGCACCUUCCAGGAGGGGGAUCUCGAAGGGGACUUUGACCCUGCGCAUCAUGACCAGCUCAUGGAGAAAUUCUUUGGGGAUGAGUAUUAUGGAGUUGGUGAGGAAGAGAAACCGCAGUUUGAGACAGAGGAUGGAAUUGAUGAUGAAUGGAAUUGGGAUAAGUGGACAGGAAGGGAUGGUGCUGAAGCAGAAGCCGACACGUGGCUGCAGCAGGAGGACGAGUACCAGCUCCACUGUGAUGAUCCUGGUUUUGUGAUGGAUGCAGAUUAUGACCCCGCCCAGCUGCCUGGCCCAUCGAAGAAGAAACGGAAGCUGGAGGCCCCCCUUCUGGGCAAGAAGAAGCACAAGUCGCGUUUUGCAGAGGCCAUCAGUCAUGAGAAGGAACCCUUUGACCCCGAGACAAAGACGUUUGAGCAGUACCUGGAUGAGUUCUACCACCUGGACUAUGAGGAUCUGAUAGGGGACCUGCCCUGUCGUUUCAAGUACCGCACCGUUGUCCCAUGCAGCUAUGGGCUCUCCACCGAGGAGAUUUUGACAGCCGAUGACAAGGAGCUAAAUCGCUGGUGUUCUCUGCGGAAGACCUGCAUGUACAGGUCCGAGAAGGAGGAACUGCGGGACAAGACAGCCUACAAGCAGAAAGGCCAGAAUGCUUGGAAGAAGAAGCAGAUUCUCAAAUCCCUUCAGGCAGAGAUGGAAGAAGUAGAAGAGGUCAAGAAAGCUCCAGGAAAGAAAGGAAAGAAGGGCAGAGAGGAGGCCAAGCCCCAGGACCUGCUUCCUAAAGAGAUGCACCGAGCUAGCCCUGGGCAUGAGGAGGAAGGGCUCCUGCUUCCCAAGGGCGCCAGCAGCGUUGAAUCCAUCCAAGCCACAAGCAAGGCCUCGGAGGGUGCUGCCUCGGAGGGGCCUCGUGCCCCCUGUCCCAGCGCCCGGAAACCGAAGAGGAGGGGCAGAAAGGGGCAGGUGCUGGGCACCAAGGUGCGGGUAGGGGGCGCCGAGUUCAGCCGCCAGCGACUCCAAGCUUAUGGCCUCAAUCCCAAGCGACUGCGCUUCCGCCAACUGCUUCGUGAGAAGGGGCGGCGGAAGAAGAACUCGGAGGGCCUCAGACAGACUCCGCGGGGCCAGGACCGCAAGGGAGCUCAGGCCUGAGCCAUUGUGCUGCCUCUUUUUUCUUCUUUGGGUCUUCAGAGCACAGCCCAGUUGAGCUGCACAAUGCUACUUUGAUACCCGCCUCCUUUCCUCCAGGUGGGACCUGUUGCUUCAGCUACGGGGCGGUAUAAUAAAUGAAAAUACGAACAGCAGUCCUUAGGUAGUGCUGUAACCUGGUUCCUAUGCGUCACGCUCUGGGCCCCUUUUCUCUCGUGGGAUGUUCUUUCGACUUCUUUAUAGAAUCCACCCCACUUUAGCACACUUGCCCCUCUUUGUGUUUCUGUGUUGGUUCAAGCACUUUUCGCUUGUCCUCUAAGCCCUUGAGUCAGGGCCUGCCACACUGACGGCUCCGGUGCAAGCUUUUUCCGAGAAAGCCCCCCUUUCUUCAUUCGCUUCUUACCCAGCAUCUGUUGCAUUCCAUUGUGUUCUGUGUUGUCCUUUGAUGUUUCUUCACAUCCGAUUUGUCGUAUGUUUUUUGCAAUAAAAUUCAUUUCGAGCUCCA